UACUUUAUUGAAGAAUUCCUACUGUUGACCAAUCACCGACGAAGGGGCGUAGACUUCGGCUCCGAAUUUAGGCUUGCCUCUAGAAAAGAUGUCGUGUGCCCGAACAGCCGAAAACCCCCUCACUGAAGUCAAAAACGAACUAAACGACACAAAAUAUCGUCGUGAUAUGUGCACGAACUCUUCCGAACUGUUUCGGCUGGGAAGCAUGCGGACGCUGAAGCUUCUCUGGCUAGGGUAGGGACGUCCCAAGGAUCCCGGGUAGCACUAACCAUUUCAUCUGUAGCACUGCUAGCCGUGAGAGUGACUUUCAAGAGUUUGCUAGAUUUUGGAUAUGAACUUUCACCACGUGGCAUGGAAUGUAUUUUUCAUGCAACUUGUGACAAACUCUACUAAUUUCAUUUUAGUGGCCACAAAUAUACUUAUGUACAUAAAACAUUUUUUUUUUGGCUCGCUGCCUAAAGGGGUGCGGCUGUCUGAGACUGUAAACGAUACGUGUACGCCGCGGUGCUGGACGGGUGAACCAGGGAACAUACAAAACUACAGAGAGAAGAGCGACUCGCCCCGGACCCUCUGGCCACCUCGGAGAGCCAGGAUCCACCACAGUCCAGCAGCGACCCUCUGACUUGGAAUAAAAACUAGCAAGCAAGCAAGGCAACUCAACUCCCUGAAAACUUUGCAAUUACCGCCAGACAGAGGAAGUUGGUGGAGGAUUAUCAACGCAUGCAUACUUUCAUGGAGUAGUCUCUGUCCACCCUUGAUCAGAUUAGUACUCAUCACACACACCCCUACAAGCCACCAUGGAGGAUGACCUGAUGUUUAGUAUGGAGGAGGUGGGCAGUGCCCAGCAUAACCUGGGGAAACAGAGGACCCCCGGUCAACGUGCUCCGUCCCUUAGCAACGCUAACGAUAGCGGCGAGGACGAGGACGACUACUACAUCUGUCCCAUCACAGACGACCCUGUCAGCCAGGCCAAAGACAUCUGUGGCUAUCUGAAUAACCUGGUCAACAGCAAGAAGCUGUCCAACUCCCCCCGAAACUCCUUCACCUACAAGAAUGAAACAGAAACAGAGAAUGAAACUCCACAACAACGGUCGGUCGAGUUUGAUGCGUUAUCUGACAAUGCACGGGUGGCGUGGAAUAGAGCCUUAGAGAAGGCCAAGGCCAUGCCUGAUCCCUGGGCUGAGUUUCACCUGGAGGAAGUCGAGACCGAGCCAUGCAUACGAUACAGGUACAAUGCGAUCACGGCGGAGUGGUCUCAAGACACAGUGCACAUCAAGAUGUCUGGCCAGCCUUUUGGACGCGGGGCCAUGAGGGAAUGCUUCAGAACGAAGAAGCUGUCUAACUUCUCCCACAGUAGUAACUGGAAGAGUGCGUGUAACUAUGUGACAAAGCGCUACAUGGAGCCUGUGGACAGGGAUGUGUACUUUGAGGAUGUCCGGCUGCAGAUGGAGGCCAAACUCUGGGGAGAAGAGUACAACCGCCACAGGCCACCCAAGCAGGUGGACAUCAUGCAGAUGUGUGUGAUUGAAAUGAUGCAGCGUCCAGGUAAACCUCUGUACCACCUGGAACACUACAUCGAGGGGAAGUACACCAAAUACAACUCCAACUCCGGCUUCGUCAAGGACGACAACAUCAGGCUCACUCCACAGGCAUUCAGUCACUUCUCAUUUGAGCGUUCAGCCCACCAGCUGAUCGUGGUGGACAUCCAGGGGGUGGGGGACCUCUAUACGGACCCCCAGAUCCACACAGAGAAGGGCAAAGACUUUGGAAACGGAAACCUGGGUGUGCGGGGCAUGGCGCUGUUCUUCCACUCCCACCUGUGUAAUAAGAUCUGUAAGAGUAUGGGCCUCACACCCUUUGACCUCUCCACUGCAGAGAAAAGCCAGCUGGACUGCACCAACAGACUGCUGAGGUCGGCCCAGACGGUACUGAGGGGUAGUGAGGAACAGUGUGGUUCAGCUCGUGUUCGUACCAUCUCAGUGGGCCGUGCGCCCCCACUUCUCUCCCGUCUGUCAGAGACCUCGACCGGGAACGACACUUUAAGUGACUCCAACCCCUGCUCGCCUCUCGUCUUCCCCGGCUCCCCGCUAGGAGAGCACUUCUCUAUGGGCUCCAUGGGCAAGUCUCCUCUUGGUUGGUCUUUCGUAAAUGAGAUGGAUGAACGGGAGACACACAACCACAACAACAACCGCUGCCACAGCCCAGAACUCAUGGACUCAGAGAAUGGAGGAGACAGUGGGUGUCCAAGUGAGAGGAGGAGCGAAGGGGACCCCAAUGACCAUGCAGACGGGAGAAAGAUUCCCAGCAGAUCCUCCCUUAACCCAAACAUAAAUUAUCUUGCCGGGAACACCCCCAACAGCCAACAGCUGACAGAUGAGAAAUGGAGCGUCUACCACUCGUCUCGUUCUCACGUCCACCGGCCGUCCUGUGUUGCUGUGGAGAUGGAGAGACUCGACUCACUGAUCCUGGAGAGGAAGAUCGGAAAGUCCAUCCUGGGGAAAGUCCACCUGGCGAUGGUGAGUUACCACGAGGCUGGUCGGUUCUGUGAGAAGGAGGAGCAGUGGGACCAGGACUCAGCCAUGUACCACCUGGAGACAGCAGCCAUGUGUGGGGAACUAGAGGCUAUCGUUGCCCUGGGACAGUGUUACCUACAGCUGCCACACCAUAUACUGUCAGAGAUGGAGCUAGAGGACAACUCAGGGAGCCGUAUGAAGGGCUUUAAGUUCCUGCUGCAGGCUGCUGAGGCAGGAGACAGAUCCUGUAUGAUCCUGGUGGCCAGGGCCUUCGACACCGGCAUCAACCUCUCACCAGACAGGUCCCAGGACUGGAAGGAGGCGGUGAGCUGGUACGACUGUGCCCUGAACAUGACGGACUAUGACGAGGGGGGCGAGUUUGACGGCAUGCAGGACGAGCCUCCCUACCUGCUGCUGGCCAGAGAGGCUGAGAUGUACGAGGAGGGGGGCCACGGCCUGGACCCAGACCCACAGAGAGCAGGUGAUCUGUUCACAGAGGCAGCAGACGCAGCCAUGGAAGCAAUGAAGGGCCGACUGGCCAACCAGUACUAUAUGAAAGCAGAGGAGGCCUGGAGCAUGACGGAGGAAGAAGAGUAGGAGAAAGAGGGGACGUCACUCUGCAAGGCCAAAGGAAUCGGCUAAUGUUGUGAUGGAUCCUUCUCCCUAAUGGUUUAAAGUUUACAGACACUUAAAGUGAUUUCCUAAAUGCAUUGUGAGUGUAUGAUCUGUGUGUGACCAUUUAUGCAGCCUAGUUGUGUUUCUUGGUGAUUACAGAGGGAAUUCUGUCUUUAUUUGACUCUCUCUCUGUUUGGAGCUGGUCCUUGUCUUUUCAUCCAUUGUCCACUUUUCUAGUCCUGUCCCCAUUGCCCUUUGGCCAUACAGUGCAUUCGGAAAAGUAUUCAGACCCCUUGACUUUUUCCACAUUUUGUUACGUUACAGCCUUAUUC
Coregonus clupeaformis (lake whitefish) is the source of this 3460-nucleotide messenger RNA. RefSeq names its product eukaryotic elongation factor 2 kinase-like. Gene Ontology annotation, molecular function: calmodulin binding; calcium ion binding; elongation factor-2 kinase activity. Gene Ontology annotation, biological process: protein phosphorylation. The transcript has 19 exons. The record is from RefSeq and is a predicted model, not a curated record. The coding region runs from base 798 to 3110 and encodes 770 amino acids. NCBI's taxonomy places the organism in Eukaryota, Metazoa, Chordata, Actinopteri, Salmoniformes, Salmonidae.